AUGGCCCAGAGAAAGCUUCAGCAGGAAAUCGAUAAGACCUUCAAGAAAGUUGCAGAGGGGAUUCAGACCUUCGAAGGAAUCUACGACAAAAUACAACAAGCUGGCAACGCGUCCCAGAAGGACAAGCUCGAAGAUGCCCUCAAGCGAGAGAUUAAGAAGUUGCAGCGACAUCGUGACCAGAUCAAGACCUGGGCUGCUGGCAACGAGAUCAAGGAUAAGAAGCCCCUCCUAGAGCAGAGAAAGGCCAUCGAGGCUGAGAUGGAGAAGUUCAAAGCCGUGGAGAAGGAAAUGAAGACCAAAGCAUUCUCUAAGGAGGGUUUAAGUGCAACCGCAAAACUCGACCCCAAGGAACAGGAGAAAGCGGAGGUCACCGAUUUUUUGAGUACUAUGGUCGAAGAGUUAGAUCACCAGAUCGAGACACUAGAGGCCGAGGAGGAAUCACUUCAAGCAAACGUCAAGAGGGGGAAAAAGGACAUGGCCAAGGCUGAUCGUCUGUCCGAAAUUAGCAGAACUACAGAACGACACAAGUUCCAUCAAGGGAAGCUGGAAUUAUUACUUCGAUUUUUACAGAACGGGAACGUAGAGACAGAUCAGGUCCGAGAGCUGGAAGAGGGUAUCAGGUACUACGUUGAGGAGAACCAGUCCGUUGAGUUCAUGGAGGAUGAAACAAUGUAUGAUGACCUGAACCUUGAGGAGGAUGAAGGUGUCUUUGGCCUACCGACGGAAGGUGAUCGAGUCUCCUCCCAGGACGCUCAAUCAAUUCAAGACGAUCAGCAAGACGCAGCAGAGAGCCGAGGGGCUUCAGGUGGAGGUGGCAAGCCCAAGUCAACUUCAUUUUCGGAACCACAAACCGCUACGGCAAGAAGGCCAUCCAAUACCUUCAAGUCGCCUUUGCCAGCUUUGGCAACAUUGCACACUCCUCAUGCGACUGUACCAAACGGCACGGUCAACAAUCCUAUGAAACCUGCACCACCACCGAGUAGGCCGCCAGGAGAAACUUUGAAAUACGCGUCUGCAGCCGCGGCAGCAGCUGCGAGCGAUAAGAGCACGGUUGUGGGAAUUGCUCCAUUGCCUCCUCCGCCAGGAAUUCCAAGUAGCCAAAUAUCUACUGCGGCCCCUGGGCUCCCGAGUCUACCGUCUGCUCAGAAAAGUGUCAUUACAUCCUCAACUAAUACCGCAGCUUCGAUUCCUACUAGCUCAACUUCUUCUACACCUGUCAUCGAAGCUGCUGCACCGACAUCGAGCGCGGAAGCACUCCAAAGUCCGCCGACUAGGCCGAAGUCUCCUCCUUUACCGGGGACUUCUACAGCCGAGGCCAGUAUACAUAAUCCACCACCAUCGCCCCCCGAUGCUGCUCCGACUACCUCUCUUUCUCCACCAGAUGCGAAGCCUUCGCCGCCACCACCCACUAAAACUACCAUACCCGUGGAAAUAUCAGCCUCUAGAGAAACGCUAAACCCUUCGAGUAGAGAAUUAUCACCUUCCGACACGCAGACAAAUGGAAUUAUGGCACAGGUAGAAGAGCCUGAGUCUAUCUACCAUUUGCCCCCCGGCCUGCAAGAUCUUCUUCAAUCCUUUGAGGCUACGAAGAGUCGCCCUCCUGACCCAGAUUCACCUUCCGUCCAACGAGCUAUACAAAUAUCAGCUGCUAGCCGUCCAAAUUACCUUGACGCAGAGAAACCAAGACAGUACAGGCCAGAUAUAAAGUACAACACGCCCGAUUACUACCCACAAGAGCCUUUCGCUUUCGCAGACGACCCCACUCUUUACGGUAAGAUAGAGACGGAUACUUUGUUUUACAUCUUUUACUACCGUCAGAACACAUAUCAGCAAUAUAUGGCGGCAAAAUCGCUGAAAAGUCAAAGCUGGAGGUUUCACAAGCAAUAUCAAACUUGGUUCCAGCGACAUGAAGAGCCGAAGACGAUCACGGAGGAAUAUGAGCAGGGUACCUAUCGAUUCUUUGACUAUGAGAGCACAUGGUGGGUACAAUCCGCCUCUUUUCCGAGAUCUCACCGUUAA
Bacidia gigantensis is the source of this 2019-nucleotide messenger RNA. RefSeq lists its product as uncharacterized. The record is from RefSeq and is a predicted model, not a curated record. Bases 1 to 2019 code for a protein of 672 amino acids. Gene Ontology annotation, biological process: regulation of DNA-templated transcription; nuclear-transcribed mRNA poly(A) tail shortening. The transcript is spliced from 2 exons. Gene Ontology annotation, cellular component: CCR4-NOT core complex; nucleus; P-body. NCBI's taxonomy places the organism in Eukaryota, Fungi, Ascomycota, Lecanoromycetes, Lecanorales, Ramalinaceae.